AACUCUUGGUACAUAAUUUCGGUAAAAAGAUUCUCCUGGCACUGGAACAGGAACAAGUGCCAAAGCCAAGGAGGGGACCUAGUUUCUAUUGAAACCGAAGAAGAGUGGAAUUUCAUCAAUGACGAGAUUCAAAGGCGAAAUAUGACAAAAUAUGACAAUAGAUGGAGUAUUGGUUUAAUAAAAAAGGCCGGGAAUUGGACCUGGGUGAGUGAAAGACCGCUGAAUAUUUGCAAAUGGGGACAAGGGGAGCCAAGCGGUGAACACGACGUGGCUUUCAUGUACAAGCUGGACAGUAAUGGCGAACAGGGCGUGUUUGGUAGCUUGGAGGGUACAAGUUGGAAAAACCAGCAGGCUUGUAUUUGUGAGAUUUCCAAGGGUGAGUUGAUUUUUGUCGUCGUUGUUGUUAAUGUUUCGAGUAAACUAAAAGGCACCAGAAGCGCUUAAGCGUAAUAAAAACAUUAUUUGCUAAAGUUUGCGAUACUCACUAAUGAAUUUAUCAAAAACCCUUUGACAGUCAGGACCAAGUCUACACUUACCUUUGCAAGUUGUAAAGGCUAAUUUCAAUGCAAUGCACCAUGUGCAGUGAACAUAAUAGACUGACCAUCCUGCAUCCAAUUCGAAUAUGGCGGGCAUUUCGAUUGACCUGACAACCAUUACUCUGUAACGAGGUUAGUAAGGGUUACCUCAGUUCUCUCAGAGGGUGUAGAUACAUUUUCUUGUUUAAGAAAUGUUCAAUGCAGAGUUGGAAUUUAAUUGCUAUUCUGCUUAUAAAAAUAUAAACAUAGGCAUGCGUAACAUGCAAGAGUUAUUCUUUUGGCUGGGAGAGUUUAGGAGGGAUGCUUUGUGUUCCUAACGCUAUUAGUUCUGUAACAGAAAAAGAGCGUAACUUUUAAAGUAACGAAAAUAUCGUACUACUUCAACCUAGGAGAAAGAACAAAAAAAACUAAUUGAUCUAAGCUUACACAAGUAUUUUGUGGUCUAUUGUUUCUAUUGUUUAAAAAACCCCUAAACAAAAAUAAAAGGCAUCAGAGGCACGCCUACUGUUGUCUAAGCAGUGCUCAACUUGAAUAGUAGUGCUGCUCAAAACGGAACAAUUUGUUACUUUUUGGAUUGACUAAUUCCUCUUAUUGCAUUUGCGAUAUUUUUCAGCAGAUCCAGCUCAUGGACAAAACUCUUCGCAGGACUCUUACCAAGGCUAUGUUGAACCACCUUGCACGCAACAAUAUGGCAAGAAAGGUUGAUCAUUUUAAUGGUGUGCAGUAUGUCUCAAGUACAACAAAUGACCCGUUCCCCGUUCUCAGAAAAGCAAAGCUACCAAAUGAUGACAGAGAGGGGGGGGGGGGAGGAACGCCAGACUAGCGUGAUUGCUAGGGCGAGCUAAUGUUAUAAGCUCGCGAUCAUUUAUCCGAUCGGCCAUGUUUGAUUUGGAGUUAGAGUGGACGGUGGGGGUAAGGGGUGGGGGAAGUGCAGGAAGACCCCUGCCUGAGGAGAAUGUUGAAAAGCAAAACAUCCACCAAUUAGUUGUGCCUCACUGCAUUUCCGAUAAUGAACAGGUAACCAAUCAAAAUGAAUUAAAUUAUCAACUGGAAGUACGUGAAACAGCGCUAGCGAGACAGUCUUUUUUCAGCCAGGAAAGAGAUGGCUUUGACAAAACGUCCUCUGCGUCACAAACAUAAGCUGAUAUUUAUUGCACCCUAUAUUUCCCAAACGACAAUCCUUGAUUAUAGCUGCCUAUAAUCUAGCUAUUGGACGAUUUUUUUUCAUUUGAUCGUGAACGAUACUUUGAAACACAAACAACAGCACCCUAAGGUUUACGUGCCAUAAUUUGUUUGAUGCAAAUCGGCACGCUCCGGUGAAACGGUGUGGCCACUAUUUUCAUCAACAAUAAAAAGCAUCCAAAACGUCCUCUUCUGACGCAAAUACGAGUUGAUAGUUUUCGCACUCUAUCUCGUCCAAACGACAAGCCGUGUGCGUAGCUACCGGUAAUCCAUUUGAUCAUAAACAACAAUACGUGUACGAAGCUGACAAACGACAACUACGCUCGAAGGUUUCUCUCGUGCAAACCAAUAACUGAAGUAUCAGGCUUUUCCCAAAGCCAUUUGACAACGCAGCCAGUAGAUACUUUCCAGAACCAGUGUAGAAGCUUCUUUUUGUUCCGAUUUUAAUGCGCUAGACAUAUUAAAUUGUGAAAGACACUUAAGUGCUUCCUCGAAAGCGGAAUCGAAACUAGCAACUUCAUCAUUUACAGAGUUUGCCAUCUUUCGCAUUUUCCCGCAAGAGCUAAAUCUGUAAAUGCCAUUUGGCUUAUGAUUCACAGCUGAAGCUUAACUACACCAAUCAGGAACUCCGAUCGUAGGCAAACGGGUUUUGCAAAAUAAUGAUGACCUCGGACAGGCGUAAUAUCGAUUCCCCUACCCCUACCCUUCUCCUUAUUAAUGACCGUCGGCCACCCAUAUCGCAGGCGCGAAGAUCUAGAAAACUCCCGCGUGUUUUCCAAGGUUCACUUACAAGCGUUGACAGUCACCGCUGUGAUUUCUUUUGUUUAACUCGACUCUUUUCUUAAAUCUGCCUGCCCCACCCAAGCAUUGCGGUGCUUUUGAUACUUUCGACGAUUAGAAAUUAGGCUUUUUUAAUGGCAAAAUCAGGGUUUCCUUUUUCCCAAGUUUUCCUGAAAAUGUGCCGGUUAGAAAAAAACAAAAAACAAACAAACCGUUGUUACAUGAAAACUAAAUAAUUAUGCUAGAAGACUUUUUCCAGCGAGACGAUCAAAGUUAAACCUAAAAAAUCCAAAAAGGGUCGGUAAAUUAGUAGCAAACAGCUCAAGAUGAAAUAAGAAAUUAAUACAAUUAGUACGUCAUACUCAGUGGUUUAACAAUUAAUACGCGCGGAUAUUUUGCGACUUGCGUGGCAUUUUCCGAGUCCCGUAAGGGCGAAUUGAAAUGACAAAAACUGGGCAAAAUGUGUACUCGUAUUAUAUGUUAAACCAGUGAUUAAGGGAUGUAUUAUUGCAUCACUACCUCAUUUACUAAUAUUUUUUAAAAACAUCUUACAUCCCUAUCUUAGCAUCGAUCAUACCAGACGUAUGCGAAAGACAAAUAUAAUGCAAAGGAAACAAUGAGAGUGCUCUGUACAACCAAUCGAGUGGAUUUAAGAGUUUUGAUCGUUCAUAGCGGCCAUUUUGUUACUCUGCUUUCCGUCGCAUUUUGGCCCUCAAGUGUAAUACUAAGGUAAUUUUAUCUUGUGAUAUAAUCUUGAUGUUUAUUUUUCCUUAAAGAUUCAUCAAUAUCUACACUACCCUCGCCAUCGCCCUCGCCAUCGUUGUCACCAUCGCCCUCGCCCUCGCCCUCGCCCUCGCCCUCGCCCUCGCCCUCGCCCUCGCCCUCGCCCUCGCCCUCGCCCUCGCCCUCGCCGUCGCCGUCGCCGUCGCCCUCGCCCUCGCCGUCGCCGUCGCCGUCGCCGUCGCUGUCGCUAUCGCAGCUGGUAUGUUUUCUAAAUAGUCACUACAGUUUUUAUGCAUGUCACUUUUCAGGAUCUUCUCGGUGACGCACAUUUUUUUUUAAUUCUAGGCAAAGGAGUAUGUUUCAAAAUUACGCGAAAUAAAUAUUACCAGAAAGAGUUCCAUACAGGUAUCCAAUGUUCAUAACUUAACGGCUUUUUAACUUUGAUAUAUGAACGAUAAAAAGUAAUUAUUAUAUAGAUAGCGAGAUUUACGCGCCAAAAGGCAUCGAGAUAAAAAUAGUCUCUUCGGUCUAGAGAAGCCAACUUAUUGGUAUUACGAUUUUUUUACCAAUGAAAAACGACGUAUCGACGAUCCCAAUGGCUGUAUCAUUAUUUUCACUGGUGAACAAAACCGUGUCGCUCACUCGCCGUUCCUCUUGACUGACAAAAAGCACAUUCUAAGAGCUUAAGCGCAUUUUUCUUUGGAAAGAUGGCUUCAAAGCAGACUGACCAUUUUCAGAGCCUAGAUUCGUCAGUAGAAGAGUUCAUAGACGGACAGAAAAAUGAAAACACCAAGAAAAAGAGCAAACACGAUGUUGCUCUCUUCCACUAAUUUCUUGUUUUGAAAGGCGAGACGAGAACUGUGAGGCGGCUUGAUCGCGCGUUGUUUUCCUUCGAAAGUUUAUCUUUGAGUUCUGUUCGCCUUUGAAUCUCGGUAUGUAUAUAAUAAAUAAGUUAUUUGACGGUUAGUUCCCUUGUAUUAUUUUUAUUCACUCGUUGCGUAAAAAUCGUAUGCGCUCACCAACCGUGAAAUAACCUUUAAAUAUAUAGCCUUUAAGGAUAAACCACCAUUCAAGCCAUAUGAGGUGAGGAUGGUGAGGCUUAAAAAAUAAUCCAGUCUCCUAAGAGAGUUUUUUCGCCAAUGAAUACCCUGAACACCAUUUGGGGCCUCCUGCUGGACUUUUUUCGCAUCUUUGAUAUGAAUUGUAUAUAUGAAACUCGCUAGUCAAUGACAUGGAAAUAUUUUAUGUAAUUGUAGGAAGCGGUAGCUGUGUUUGAAGAUUUCACCAUAAAAAUCAAGAACUUCACAAAAGACAAGGCCAGCGUGAAAGAAGUUAAAACACUGAAAAAAUCCAUCUUUGAGGUGGCAGAGGCCGUCGAAAAAUUUGCUCUUAAUUAUAGCAAGCGACACCAGAGUAAAAUGAAGACUUCAGAAAGGAUCGUUUCCCCAAAAAUGGGUGAGGUUGCGGCACUCAAUCCCGUUUAGUUUUAAAGCCUAUUCCUUUUUCGCUUACUGACUCGCUGACUGGACCGAAUAAGUGGUCUAAUUCCCUAUAGCUAGAUAAUGUAAGAACUCAGUUGUAUGCAUAACUUUUUAGAAACGUUAUAGUUGGAUGUCAUCGAUUGAUCUGUUCUUUUACUUUGUUCGACACUUUGAUUUUUCACGGUGGGGAAGGAAAUUCAAGGUAUUCUUGAACAAUCAACAAGAAAGAAUCGGAAUCCUUCAAAUUGUGAAACCCUUCUUCUCACUCUGUUUAUUGAAACUUUUCUUAAAUAAUAGAUCGGUGAGUAACACUUUACUAACUGAAAUUGACAAAUCUAAUAAAUACUUUCCGCUUACUUCAUAUAGUACACUGGGCUCAAAAUUGGCCUAUCGUCUGCGAUGCAUGUAAAUGCAAGAUUUUAACCGUACUUGUAAAAACUCCCCAAUGAACUCUAUAGUUCUCCAAAGAGGCGGUUCGAGGAACGAAUUGAGUUUUGAAAAUUUCAUUCCGUCCACUGCUACUCACUUUUUCAUCAGUUUUACAUUGAAGAACGUUUUAUAAAUGGUUGAAAUCGAAUAGUCGUUGCAGGGCAAAUGAGAUACAAACAAUACACGUUCAUCAAUUAAGAUUAUGAAAUAUUUGUGUACACCGCAAAACGCAUUUUUGUCUAGAUGUGCUAUUGCAAAUUUCACCGUAGGUGCUUUCAUUUGUCAUUUUUUUUCCGACAGUUUUGGUCAUUCAAAAAGCCUAACGCCAGAAUGCAAGUGGCCUCCUCUUUGAGGAACAACAAUGGCAAGCGAGGAUCGAUAUCGCUUCUUCAAAUUUUGAGGAAAAUGGUUCGUAUUGACUAUUGUGGUAACUUUACAACUUUUAGUAUUACCUUGAUUUCUCCAAUCGAAAUUUCUGUAUUGAAACAAAGUCUAUCUUCUUUAAUCAUUCGCCUUCCUUAUAAUGUUGUUUAAUAACUUUUUUGUUGAUUCUGGGGGGGUUUUAAGGAUCACUGGUAGUUGCGUCUAUGUACAAGGAUCUCCAUGAUCUACUUCUGACAGAUCAAGCCGUCAGGAAUGAAACAGGCAACCAAAGGUGACGUUACUUUCAUAUUAUUCCAUGUCGUUUACCCCCAAAAACACAUAACUCGGAAACACAUAAGAUCUAAAUUCAACUAACCUGAACUUAGGGACUUUCCAACAACCCUAACUAAGGAUGGAAGACUCCCUGUUUGUCCCUGACCGUUCCACCUUCUUAAAAAAAUCGAUUGAAUCUAUCAAAAGUAUGUAAUGUUGCUUCCUUGCCUCUGAUCCAUUUUCAAAUAAAAUUUCUUCAUAGGUAUAUUAACUCCAGGAUAAUGGCCGUAACUAUGGACCCCAAGGCAAAGAAAUUGGGAGAAAAUGUCAUACUAAGGUUCAAAAACCUAAAGGUAACAUGAAAAUUAGUUGCAAUGCGUUGUUUCUAUUUAUCCUGACAAGAUAAAAUCCAUUUUCAGGCAAAAAAAAAUGGGAGAAAAUGUCAUACUAAGGUUCAAAAACCUAAAGGUAACAUGAAAAUUAGUUGCAGAGCGUUGUUUGUAUUUAUCCUGACAAGAUAAAAUCCAUUUUCAGGUCUUGGCAGCCGAGAAGCGCUGUAUGUUUUGGAGUGGCCUCAGAAAAAGGUAAAAAAACUAUUGUAUACUAUUGUAUGGUAUUCAUUCCUUCUUAAAUUAAAUUAAGUACGGAGGAGAAUGAAUGAACUUUCUCAGAUGUUUUUGCGCAGAUGAACACUUUCCUGGAACAUGUUGUCGUUUUUAGAGCGGAAGAAUGUUCUCGCAGCUAUGACUACAAUGGAACAAAAUCUUAGCGCAAAAUUUUCAAACAUCACCUCUUACCCAAACGAUGAAUAACUUUUUAACUUUACUUUUAUUUUAUGUCUGACAGCUUUUCAGAGGAAGGAUGCCAUGUAGUUACAUCGGAAAGCAACUCAGAAGAAACAGUUUGCAGCUGUAAUCAUUUGACGCAUUUUGCCGUCUUAAUGGACUACGCCGGUAGCACAAAGGUAAUAGAAUUAUUUUUGCCUUACUCAAUAAUUUUAUGGGUUCAAUUAACUAACUCAAUAUUGUCAUUUAAUUUUCCUUUUUUAACACAGCUCACCGAGGACGACGAAACAAUUCUGAGAAUUAUCACUUACGCGGGACUGAGCCUUUCCAUCGUCGGAAUACUUUUAAGUAAUGUACCUGAAUAAUAAUGAGGUAGAUUCUUAAUUCUCCUCAACAAGGCUGGUAAGAAAAGAGAUCUCAGUGAAACUCUCCAUGCAAACAAGAACAUGCAUGUUGGAUAAUUCACAAAUUCAAGCAACAUUUCACGCCCCGUCACGAACUCUUGAACAUCUCAUGUCUUCAGUCUGUUGUUGUUGUUGUCGUUGUUGCUUUUGUCUAAUUCAUUUUUUUCUUCUUUUUUUUUUUUUUACUAUUAUCUCAUCAGAGAUGUUUGUCAACCUCUCUCUCAAAUUCGACUGAGUGUUUCUGUGUCCCUUGGAGGUGGACAGAUCAUCUUCCUCGCCGGAAUAAACGCCACAGAAAACAAAGUCAGUGGCGCCUCCUUCUGUCUAUAGAAUGAGUUUACUCUUUGCACCGUAAAUAUCUUGUCGAAAGGAGCACUUUAAGAAGUAUACGAAAACUCUUCCUUUUCACAGGCUGCCUGUGUUACAAUAGCAGCUCUGAUGCAGUAUUUCUUGAUGGCCGCUUUCUUUUGGAUUCUAAUCGAGGGAAUAUAUCUCUACUUCUUCGUUGUGAAAGUUUACAACAUUAACACCAAGAUGUUCAUGUACCACGUCAUCUCAUGGGGUAAGUUCAUUAUUUUACAUCAUGCGUUGGUAACUGUAACCAUGCUUUCGGAUCGCCAAGUCUGGUGUUGUCAUGCAGUAAAGUAUAUCGAUUUCCUUCCUUUCUUUAUGGGUAGGUCUUCCAAUGAUCAUGGUGGCCAUUUCACUUGGCAUCGCUGCUAGGAAAGAAGGGUUACAAAGCUAUACGAGUGAUAAAUAGUAAGGAAAAUGAUUCAACGGUUUCUUCUAACUCUUCUCCUUCAUUGCAUUCUUUCUUUUGUAGUUUUGUAUAUAGUUUAGUAUCAUUUCAUUCGCUGAAAAUUUGUCUUCCUUUUACAUCCUUGAGUUUAGUUGCUGGCUUUCCUCGACUAAUAACCUGACCUGGAUAUUCGUCGCCUUCGUCGCUUUCAUUGAAGUUGUGAGUUUAUGAUUAGUGUUGGUGAUUUGGAUUGUGAUUGGUAUACCUGCACUAAUUACUACCAAAGACUUUCACUACUCUUUCAAAUGGGAGUUCAGUAUUUACCAUACGUCCUCACACAAUAUUUACCAUUUCCUUUUUUCCUAUUUACCCACAAUAAACUUUGGACGUAGCUGCUGUCUCGGGGAUGUUGGUCAAUUUUUAACCUGGUGUUUGCCUUCAUAGGCAUGAGAUAGCUUCAUUUACAUAGUAUGAAAACAAAAACGUCUCCCCCUUCCUUGUUUCACAUUGAUAUACCAAGAUAUGAUUUUCGCGGAAAAAUAACUCAUAAAGCAACAUUUCAAAAGGGGAAAGGAACAGAAAGAGUAGGAAAUAUUGCAUUUAUAUCAUUGAACAUGAGGCUUCACUUGGCGUAGUUCUUUCAGUGUAGACACUUUCGUUCGCGAUUUCUUUAGCUCAUUGGUAGAGGAUCGAAGCUCAUACUCUAGGUCCCACGGUUGAUUGUUAUAUUUCCUGUAGGAAGAGAACUCUACGCCCGACCCUUGUUACAAAACUAGUAACGUCUUUUGCAAGAAAGGAUCCUCUCUCACUUCGGCGAUUCAACUACCAUAUCUGAAUACUUAAUUUAUUUUUAUUGUAUAUUUUAGCUCAACGUCUUGAUACUCCUACGAGUCAUAAAGGAGAUGACCAAUCUGGUGCAGCCAACAGCGAAAGACAACCAUUUUCAGCAAAUACGGUAAGAUUCACAACAUAAAACUAAAAAAAAAUAGUAGAAGAGAUUGCCUGUGAGGUUAUAUUCGCCAAAUGUUCUCAUUCCUUGAUCAGUAAGGCCUUACGAUAUCUAAAAAUGAAAGUUCAUUGUCAAACGAAAAAAAGGAACAUUUUCUUUUAAUUCCUAGAAUUGGCAUCAAAGCAUGCGUGGUGAUGAUUCCCCUGCUGGGUGUCACAUGGCUAUUCGGUCUCCUCUCGCCUUUACAUAAAGCUUUCGCCUACAUCUUCACCAUACUUAACUCUACUCAGGUGAGUGUUUGAUGGUAACUCUCAAAAAGCAUUCAAUCUCGAUUACAUAUUUAACUUUCUAACCAAGUGAGACACCAUUAAAAUGGUCAGAUGAUAUUUAUGAAAAUUUUGAGAAAAAAUACAACCGUUAACUACGCAAGAGAAGACAGCUCUCCAUUUAUGAGAUAUGCAAGUUUCCUCCCUUCUUGGAAAUCUUAAUUAGAUAUUUGACUAAUUUAUUUGAAUCUUGUAAAACUAAUGAUCUUGGAAUAACUGUUAUGCUGCAGGGUUUCCUGAUUUUCGCUCUACACUGUAUGCGAAACACAUAGGUAAGGAAAAAAUGAAACUGACUAUAGACUAACUGCAUAUCAUCAAGUUUUAGUGUUUGAAUAAAUAUCCGAGGGCUAAGAACCAUAUUUCAUGUUUCUCAUCUAUCUGCAGAUCAGAGAGCGAUUCAAAAGAAAGAUCAACAUCGUUUUUCCAUCCUCUAUAAAGAAGAGGAAGAGCUCACGUGUCAAUCCAAAUGAGGUUGGGGAUGUAUGGGCAGUCGAACAGCAGUAUUGUGCUGAAUUUGAAUCGAAAUCGCACUUAACUUAA
Molecule: messenger RNA, 9510 nt
Organism: Pocillopora meandrina
Lineage: Eukaryota; Metazoa; Cnidaria; Anthozoa; Scleractinia; Pocilloporidae
Source: the annotation of a GenBank genome assembly